UCUACCGACCCUCCAUCAAAGCACUCUAGAAGAAAAUGGCCAAAAGUGAAGUCAUGGUGUUAGGAYUUUUCUUCAUGGCUGUCCUGAUGAGCCCUCAGGAAUCAUGGGCUAUCAAAGAGGACCAUACCAUCAUCCAGGCAGAAUUCUAUCUGCACCCUGAUGAAUUAGGAGAGUAUAUGUUUGACUUUGACGGUGAUGAGAUUUUACAUGUGGAUUCGAAAAUUAAGGAGACGGUAUGGAGGCUUAAAGAAUUCGGACAAUUUGCCAGCUUUGAGGCUCAGGGUGCAUUGGCCAAUCUAGCUGUGGACAAAGCCAACCUAGACAUCAUGAUGAAGCGCUCCAACAACACUUGGGACUCCAAUGUACCUCCAGAAGUGACAGUGCUCUCCAGUGGUCCUGUGGAACUGGGAGAGCCCAAUGUCCUGAUUUGCUUCAUCGACAAGUUCUCCCCUCCAGUGGUCAAUGUCAGAUGGCUUAAAAAUGGACAGCCUGUCACCACAGGAGUGUCAGARACAGUCUUUCUACCCAGGAAAGACCAACUUUUCCGCAAGUUCCACUAUCUCCCUUUCUUGCCCUCCAAUGAAGACUUCUAUGACUGCGAGGUGGACCACUUGGGUUUGGAGAAACCUCUUCUUAAACACUGGGMGUUUGAAGAGCAAACUCCACUACCAGAAACUAAAGAGAAUGUGGUGUGUGCCCUGGGCCUGCUUGUGGGUCUAGUGGGCAUCAUCAUGGGGACCAUCUUCAUCAUCAAGGGCACGCAAAAAAGCCAUACAGGAGAACGCCGAGGGCCCCUGUGAGACAAGUGGAGGUGAURACCCUUUUUAGAAGAUCAGUGAAGAAGUUUCUGCUUUACUAGCUUUCCAAAGCUGAUGAUACCAGUGUUCAC
Urocitellus parryii (Arctic ground squirrel) is the source of this 889-nucleotide messenger RNA. RefSeq names its product mamu class II histocompatibility antigen, DR alpha chain. Gene Ontology annotation, cellular component: membrane; MHC class II protein complex. NCBI's taxonomy places the organism in Eukaryota, Metazoa, Chordata, Mammalia, Rodentia, Sciuridae. The record is from RefSeq and is a predicted model, not a curated record. Gene Ontology annotation, biological process: immune response; antigen processing and presentation.